AUGGCGGCACCUGAGAAGAUGAUGUUUUCCGAGAAACAGAGCCACAGAAAGUACAGGGCCGCCUUGAAGAAGGAGAAACGAAAGAAACGUCGGCAGGAGCUCGCUCGAUUGAGGAACUCAGGACUCUCACAGGAGGAGAAGGAGAAGGAGAAGGAGAAGGAUGCUUUUACUGAAGAAUGCCAACUAGAAGAGAAGCUGUUGGAGAUAGAGAGGCAAAAGUUACAUGAGGAGUGGUUGCUGAGAGAGCACAAGGCACAAGAAGAAUUCCAAAUAAAGAAGGAAAAGGAAGAGGCUGCUAGAAAAUGGCAGGAAGAACUGGAGAAAAAGUUAAAGGAAGAAUGGGAAGAACAGCAGAGAAAAGAGAAAGAAGAAGAGGAGCAGAAACUCCAGGAGAAGAGAGAAAGAGAGGAAGCUGUGCAGAAGAUGCUGGAUCAGGCUGCAAACAAGUUGGAAAAUGGUAGCACAUGGCAAAACCCAGAACCUCCCUUAGAUGUAAGAAUAAUGGAGAAAGAUCGAGCUUAUUGUCCGUUCUACAAUAAAACAGGAGCAUGCAGAUUUGGAGAUAGAUGUUCACGUAAACAUUAUUUCCCAGCAUCGAGUCCCACCCUUCUUAUAAAAAGCAUGUUUACAACAUUUGGGAUGGAGCAGUGGAGAAUGGACGACUACGACCCCGAUGUAAGCCUGGAGUACAGUGAAGAGGAAACGUACCAGCAUUUCCUGGAGUUCUAUGAUGACGUGCUCCCUGAGUUCAAGAACGUGGGGAAAGUGAUUCAGUUCAAGGUCAGCUGCAACUUUGAACCUCAUCUUAGGGGCAACGUGUAUGUUCAGUAUCAAUUGGAAGAAGAAUGCCAAGCAGCCCUUUCUCUGUUUAAUGGACGGUGGUAUGCGGGACGACAGCUGCAGUGCAAAUUCUGCCCUGUGACCUGUUGGCAAAUGGCAAUUUGUGGUUUAUUUGAGACCCAGCAGUGUCCAAGAGGAAAACACUGCAACUUUCUUCAUGUGUUCAGAAAUCCUAACAAUGAAUUUUGGGAAGCUGACAGAGACAUGAACCUGUCCCCAGAUUGGACUAGCUCAUUCUUUGGGAAGAAUUCAGAUAGGAGAGAGAGGAUGGGCCACCAUGACGACUACUAUGACAGGCUGAGGAUUAGACGAAGCCUUAGUUCAGACCAUUCCUACAAAAGAAACUGGGAGUCUAAGAGGAAAAGUAGUCGCAGGGGGAAGAAAUCUCACAAGCGCAGGCCGAAAAGUCAGGAAAGGCACAGCUCCCGGGGCCGAGGAAGAAAGAGGGACUGCAGCCGCAGCCGCAGCCGCAGCCGCAGCCACAACCGGCGAAGUCGCAGCUGCAGUCUCAGGAGCCGGGGAAGUCGGACCCAGAGCCAGAGGAGCCGGAGCUCCUCCAGGUCCAGGAGCUGUGGUGGGCAGAGGUUGGGCAGUAGAGACGGAAAUAACCACAGUCUCAAAACCAAAUAA
This is a messenger RNA of Orycteropus afer afer, 1470 nucleotides long. RefSeq names its product U2 small nuclear ribonucleoprotein auxiliary factor 35 kDa subunit-related protein 2-like. Gene Ontology annotation, cellular component: U2AF complex; spliceosomal complex. Lineage: Eukaryota; Metazoa; Chordata; Mammalia; Tubulidentata; Orycteropodidae. Gene Ontology annotation, molecular function: metal ion binding; pre-mRNA 3'-splice site binding. The record is from RefSeq and is a predicted model, not a curated record. The transcript has a single exon. Gene Ontology annotation, biological process: mRNA splicing, via spliceosome. The coding region runs from base 1 to 1470 and encodes 489 amino acids.